Messenger RNA from Ceutorhynchus assimilis (cabbage seed weevil), 1892 nucleotides. NCBI's taxonomy places the organism in Eukaryota, Metazoa, Arthropoda, Insecta, Coleoptera, Curculionidae. The record is from the annotation of a GenBank genome assembly.
GCUGUUUUUUUUAUUGUUGUUGAUCUUGGCAAUCUUGGUUGUUAAUAGACUGUGAUCCAGCCAGAGAACUUAAAUUCCAAAUUAAAAAACAAAUUUUCUCAUGCACUACCAGAGCACUACCAAUUUUUUUACUGUACAUAAUGUCUGAUUUAGUGGCAAAGUGUGUUUUACGUGUCGAAGUAAACGAACCAACCGAAUCCAAUGAAUCUCAAGAUAGCCAAGGUGCAGCCGAAGCUCUUUCUGAGGAAUCCGAACCCAAACAAAAAAGGGGCCAAAGGCGUGUGACUAAUAUAAGCGUUGAGACAUUUGCAAAUCGCUUAGAAACCCCCAGAGAAGAUUGGGGUCUUUUACCAGUUUCCUCAAGAGAAGCGACCCCCAUGACUGAAAAAGCUCCUGCAGAAUUAGCCGAAGACAAAGCAGAAAUAGGGUUUUUCAGUGGUAAUCCUUUUGUGGAGGUUACCAAUGGCAUAUUACAUUUGUAUAAGGAAGAUGUGCUAACAAGCAGAAAAGAAGCCUUGACACUUUGCUUGUUGGGUGUGCCGUGUUCAAUGACUUGCCAUGAUAUUUUAGCAUUUACAGCCCCCUGUCACCCAGAUAUUGGUCAUAUUAGAGUAUUAAGGGACUCGUCGCCCAACCAAUACAUGUGUUUAUUAACAUUUCGUGACCAUGAUGCGGCAAUGGAAUUUUAUCUUACCUACAAUGGAACACCUUUUAGUACUCUUGAACCUGAACUUUUAUGUAGAAUUGUGUGGGUGUCCACAGUUGAAUGGGCUCAUGAUGGGUUACCACCUCCAGGUCAUACCGAACUACCAAUAUGUCCUGUUUGUUUAGAACGCAUGGAUGAGUCUGUAGAUGGUGUACUAACAAUCCUAUGCAAUCAUGCUUUUCAUGCUAGUUGUUUGGAAAAAUGGGGUGACUCUACAUGUCCAGUUUGCAGGUGUGUCCAAAGUCCUGAACAAGCAGAAAGCUCUGAAUGUGAACAAUGCGGAAAAUCCGCUCCAUCUCCAGAUUCCCUAUGGAUUUGUCUAAUAUGCGGACAUGUAGGUUGUGGUAGAUAUCAAGGCGGACAUGCGGCAUCUCAUCACAGAGAAAGUGGGCAUUGUUAUGCCUUGCAAUUGGGUUCUCAUAGAGUUUGGGAUUAUAAAGGUGAUAAUUUUGUGCACAGACUCCUACAAAACAAAGCAGAUGGUAAGUUGGUGCCGUCAGAAGGACCGCCAACUGAAGCCGAGCAUGCUCAGGAAAAAGUUGACUCUGUUCAAUUAGAAUUCACGUAUUUGUUAACAUCGCAACUUGAAGAGCAAAGAAUGUAUUUUGAAGAUAAAUUGAUACUUUUGGAAACUCAAUUAUCUGAUGAAACUCAACACUUGAGAAAUGAAAUGACUACGCUGUCAGAUGAAAAUAAACAUUUGAGAACCAAACUAAAUAAUGUCACUAAAGAAAAACAAGCGCUCGAAAAAAAAAUGCUCCAGCAAAAUUCAAAGCUGACUUCAACUUUACACGAACUUAAUGAAGAAAAACAACUAGGAAAAGCUCUAAGAAAUAACCAGCAACAAUGGCAAGCAAAGUUAACUCAUUUAGAAGAAAGAUUAGCUGAAAUUCAAACAACAAAAGACAGAGAAGUGGCUGAAUUGAAAGAACAAGUUAGAGAUUUGAUGUUUUUCAUUAAUGCUCAACAGGCCAUUGAGAAGUCCGAAGAUAGGGAAGAGAUUGCUCAAGGCACAGUUACAGUAGGUGAGAAGCCACAAACUUCAAAAAAUAAAAAAGGAAAAAAGCGACGAUAAAUUGGAUUACUCUAAAAACUGUUGAAGUAUCGUCUUAUGAUUUAUUAACUUUUUGUGUUUUUUAAUUUAUAGAAAACAAUUAUUUCGGGAUUAAAUGUUUUUUUAUUCUAA